AUGUCGUCGAAAAAACCUCUCUCCUAUCCCAACUGGCAAUGCGUCAUCAAGUACAUGAAUUCCAACACGAGAAUCCUGCUUUCUCAACAUUGUCCAGAACUUCGCCGACUGGAAAAAUCGAUACCUUUGAAAGUUCGUUCGUUCGAUUUCUGCUGCCAAGAUCUGAUCUUUCUUAACGAUAGUGUUUACCGAGUUGGAAUAUUCCGUCAGUACCACGAUAAAAAUUGUGAAAUCCCUGAAGACAUUCAGUGGUAUAACAAUAAUGGUGGAAUGAGAGGUGAUGUCGAUAAAUAUGGAUUCCCGUCUGGUUACCUCCAAAUGGAUGAUGAUGAUCUCCAAAAGGAGAAGAAGAAGAUCCAGAAAAGAAUUAAAAAACUCAAGAAAAAAUUGCCGGGAUCUGCUCGCCGUUUGAAAUGUGCCGUGGAAACUCUAAAGUAUCUAAACGAAAUUAUUUUUCGCUUUGAUCUUCAAUCGCGAAAUCUCGAACCACCGUUUACCCACUAUCUCCAACUCUCUAUUACUCCAAACAGUCAGUUUGCAAAGUUUGCAAAAGACUCCAUUACUUCUAGAAAAAAUGGAGCACUACGAACGGAACGACUUUUUUACGAACAGCCGUUGCAGAAUGCUCAAAAGUAUCUCAUUGACAAGUUAUUCGGAGGAAGAUCGCAGAUAUUUAUAUGUUACAUGGUAAUUUCUCUUUAUGAUCAACAUUUUCCCCUGGGUUCUUUGCUGCGUGUUCAACAUUUAAACAUUGGAUCUUAUUCGUUUGUUCAUUCUCAAGCUAAACUAGAAAGCGUAGUGGACUACAGAAAUUACCCAUUGAAAACACUAUCUUCGUGUUGGGAGGAAUUGAAUCAUCCAAUAGCCGCUACUGCUCAGAAACUUCUAUUCACUGGACUACCUCCCGGAUUUCCUUUAAUCCGUCAUCGGAAUGUCCAGUUUACUUGCUAUUUUGACAUCACAGACCCAGUUCAGCAAUUAGUACAACAUAUGCUGAAUACCAAAAAGAACAUCGGAGUGUGCUAUGCAUUCAGAUGUGACUUCGAUUUUGAGAAAACGGAAUUAAUUGAUGAAAUCAAGGAAACCCAUGAAGAGAAAGUGAAGCUAUUUGAGAAUUCAAGAAACAAUACAUUCUCAAGUUGUGUUGUUCUCCAAAUGACAGAAACUUCUGAUCUAUUCGUCUACUGGACAAACGAGAAAAUGAAUUAUCUCAAAAUAGAAGUGUUGCCAUCUGGAAGUCCAGUACCUAUUGAGCAUGACUAA
Messenger RNA from Caenorhabditis remanei, 1263 nucleotides. RefSeq lists its product as uncharacterized. NCBI's taxonomy places the organism in Eukaryota, Metazoa, Nematoda, Chromadorea, Rhabditida, Rhabditidae. The transcript is spliced from 3 exons. Bases 1 to 1263 code for a protein of 420 amino acids. The record is from RefSeq and is a predicted model, not a curated record.